This is a messenger RNA of Adineta ricciae, 1008 nucleotides long. The record is from the annotation of a GenBank genome assembly. NCBI's taxonomy places the organism in Eukaryota, Metazoa, Rotifera, Eurotatoria, Adinetida, Adinetidae.
AUGAACAACUUAACAGUCGAUAGCAUAAUCGAUUCUUUAACUACAACAUCCUAUCAGUUAAACAUUUGGUUAGGUUUACUUCUUUGGACAACAGGCAACAUUGGAUGCAUUGGUAACAUGCUAGUUUAUGGUUCAGCAAAAUCUCGUCAACAAGCGUAUGCAAUCUAUUUAUUUGCAUCAGCUAUAGCUGAUUUUCAUUAUUUCAAUUUUGUAUUACUAACACGAAUACUUCAAAAAGGUUUUGCAAUUAUACUAACGAAUCGAUAUUUAAUUAUAUGCAAACUGCGACAAUUUAGUACUAUUUGGGGUAAUGUUGUUGGUUUUAGUUUGUUUUCGUUUGCAACUAUUGAUCGACUUUUAUCAACUCAACGUUCAAAUACAUAUCGACUAUGGAGUAAUCGUGUUCAACUAGCUUAUAAAAUCGUCGUUCUCAUUCCUCUCUUUUGGUUCCUAUUGAUAGGUCAUCGACUCAUUCUAUAUCAAAUCGAAAAUGGAAACUGUUCUCCUCGUAGUGGUUUCUAUAGUUACUAUGAUAAUUACUUUCAAGUCGUUUUCUCAUCAUUAUUUCCCGCUGUUAGCAUGUCUAUUCUUGCUUAUUUACUCAUUAAAAAUGUUCGACAUGUUGUUCGCCGACGAGUUGUUCCAUCGGUUACUCUACCCCAACGAAACAUGAUCAACCAAAUAGAUUCACGAUUAACACUCAUGCUUAUAUCCGAAUCAUGCAUUGCAGUGAUAACAUAUGUUCCGUAUGCAGUUCAGUUAACCUAUGCGAAUGUGACGCAAAAUUUAUCUAAGUCACCUUUACGUAUCGCAUGGGAGAAUAUGUUUACUGAAUUGAUUCACUUGUUUUCGUAUAUAUUCUUCGCCACAAGUUUUUAUGUUUCGCUCUUGUCCAACGACACGUUUCGUCAAAAGCUCAGAGAAUCCUUACAUAUCUUUGGAUUUCAUUGUCAUUAUAAUAACGAUCCAACUAGAACUUUUCUUCGUCGAUGGAAUAUAGUCAAGUAA